GCAGUGCAGCUAAAAGGAACAGACCUCUUGUCGCGUAGGUAGUCGGAACCGCCAUCUGAUUCGCGUCGAUAGUCGAUGACACACCGUUGUCCAAGAUGGCGUCGCUCAUCGACAACUACGAACAGCAGUACGCCGUUCUGACAGCUGACAUUACCGCAAAAAUCGGCCGGAUUAGAAUCCAGAGCGGCGGUGAGAAAAGGGCCUUUAUUCAAGAUGUGGACCGGCAAAUUGAAGAGGCUCAAGAAUUGCUGGAGCAAAUGGAGUUGGAAGUUCGUGGGAUAAAUGGAACUGCUCGUGAUCGGCUGCGCGGUCGUGUAGAAAGUCACAGAGCGGAAUUAAAACGCUUAACGCAAGAGUUUCAAACGGCGAAAAAACCAAAAGAGGACGCGAUAGAGAUAACAGUAGAUGAGUCAUGGGACAACAAUGUAACAGAAGACCAAAGAAAAAGACUAUUGGAUGCAUCCGAGAGGAUAGAAAGGACAGGACGCACGUUACAAAAUGGUUAUCGUAUGGCGUUGGAAACAGAGGAAAUCGGCUCUCAGGUGCUAAAGGAACUUCACGAGCAGCGAGAAACGAUACAACGAAGCAGAGGAAGGUUACGCGAAACGGAUGCAGAAUUAGGGCGCGGGUCUCGAUUAUUAUCAGGGAUGAUCUUUCGGAGCCUUCAACAGAGAAUUAUCUUAGCAGCGAUAGCAUUAGUACUCAUAAUUGUCGCGUGCAUUGUGAUAUAUUAUAGUUUUAAAUCUAAAAGUUAAAGAGAACAAAGGUAUUCUCUUCGGCCAGAUCCAUCAGAUGUGAUUUGGAAGUUAUAUUUAUUUGAAAUCAGAGACUUCAAAAUAUGUUAUUUCUAUCAAAUUGCGAGGUUAAGUAAUUAUGUAUUAUAUAUAUAUUAUCUAUCUUGUACUUGUUUGUUACAUUUUGCCACAAAGAACCGAUCUUCGCUAUAUCUACAUAUUUUAUCAUCAAUUCAUCUAAAACUACAUUGGAUGACUGAAUGAUAAUUUUUCCUUAAACAAAAAUCAGCAUAGCAAACAUCUAAAUUUCUUAGAUGAAAGCUAAUUAUAGCAAACGAGUACAAAACUGGCAAAAUGUUA
Molecule: messenger RNA, 1094 nt
Organism: Camponotus floridanus (Florida carpenter ant)
Lineage: Eukaryota; Metazoa; Arthropoda; Insecta; Hymenoptera; Formicidae
Gene: Vti1a
Product: vesicle transport through interaction with t-SNAREs homolog 1A
Exons: 4
Coding region: 96-755 (219 amino acids)
Biological process (GO): retrograde transport, endosome to Golgi; Golgi to vacuole transport; intra-Golgi vesicle-mediated transport
Cellular component (GO): endoplasmic reticulum membrane; ER to Golgi transport vesicle membrane; Golgi apparatus
Molecular function (GO): SNAP receptor activity; SNARE binding
Source: RefSeq, a predicted model, not a curated record